Parastagonospora nodorum SN15 is the source of this 1515-nucleotide messenger RNA. RefSeq lists its product as hypothetical. The record is from RefSeq and is a predicted model, not a curated record. Bases 1 to 1515 code for a protein of 504 amino acids. The transcript is spliced from 3 exons. NCBI's taxonomy places the organism in Eukaryota, Fungi, Ascomycota, Dothideomycetes, Pleosporales, Phaeosphaeriaceae. Gene Ontology annotation, molecular function: FAD binding.
AUGGGUUUUCUGUUUUCUUACGCGCUUCUCCUAAGUUCCGCUGUGAACGCUGCGGUCCUACGUCCAAAAGAUAUCUCAGCUUGUCAGGCUAUUGCAAAUGCCGGAGUCAAUGUCUGGUUUGACCCACCCAAUACGUCUACCUCGAAUUAUGAUCUUGAACAGGCUCUUUAUUGGUCAAACGCUUGUUCUGCUCUACGACCAGGCUGUAUCGUCACCCCGUCAACUCUAGAAGAGGUUUCUACUGUCGUGAAAACGCUUAAGGAGAGUAAUUCACGCUUUGCUAUCAAGAGUGGUGGUCAUAAUCCUAACCCAGAUUGGUCGUCAUUAUCUGACGGACCUAUUAUUUCAACCCGUAAUUUCAAUGAAGUUGCUUACGACAAACAAACAAAUACCGUUCGUGUUGGAUCGGGUAACAGAUGGGGAAGAGUCGUCGAGACGCUAGAGCCGCUAGGGGUAACAGUGGCUGGUGGCCGCGUUGGCAAUGUCGGCGUUGGGGGUUACCUCCUUGGAGGCGGCCUAGGCUUUCUUAGCACACAGUACGGGUGGGCAGCUAGCGGCAUUGUCGGAGCGGAAAUGGUCCUUCCUAAUAGCACAAUCGUCAAGAUUUCCAAUGAGAGUCAUCCAGAUCUGAUGCUCGCGCUCAAGGGUGGUGGGAGCCCCUUUGGUAUCGUAACAACGUUCAUUGUACGAGCUCGACCUAUGGAUCGCAUAUGGGGCGGAACAUUGAUUUACAGUAAUGUCACUGACACCGCCCCUAUUUUGUCUGCAAUUGCUUCUUUUACAAGAAACUACGAGCAGCAUCCAAAGGCAGCUGUGGAGCCGAAUGUCCUAUACAAUAGCACCGACGAUACCGUCUCCUGGCUUAUCUACGUAUUUUACGACGGUCCUGAUAACCAAGGUGUAUUUGAUGAAUUUCUUUCAUUGAAACCAACCAUCAACCUGGCAACCGUCCGUCUAUAUUCGGAUUUUCUAAACGCCAACAGCCAAACACAGAUCCCAGGCCUUGUGGCCCAAAUCGGCACUGUUGCAACCCCUCUCCCAUACGAAGAACAUACACUGGAGGUCCAUCAGUCCUAUAUUGAAACUUGGCUUUCAGAAGUUCGGGCGAUCAAACACAUACCAAACUUUUGGUCGUUAAUGCCGACGCAACCUAUACCAAAACUACUUUCAAGGAAAGCUCGAGAAGAGGGCGGCGAUCUACUUGAUUUGGAUGACGAUGUCGAUCGAGUCAUCUUAGCAGUGGUCAUGACCUAUCCUUCCUCCACGGUGGACCAGCAAACUGAUGCCGCAAUGAAAUCUAUCAUCUCUAAGAUAGAAGACAGUGUUGCCAACUUCACAGCCAAUGGAUUGCUACCAGAGACACAUCUACCAGUAUUUAUGAAUGAUCAGUACUAUAGCCAGGAUUACUUUGGUAGUCUAAAGCCCAACAUGCGCCAGCUUGCGCAAAGGGUUCAGAAGGAAGUAGAUAGCGAUGGUUUCUUUGCAAAGAAUACGGGAGGACCUAAGGUUUUAUAA